UUGCAAAAUUAAGGAAAACAGGGCACAGAACAAUGAGAAAAUGUGCAAUAAAAUUUAAAUACAUUUGGCAAUAGAAAUACCCAAAGAUGAAUGUAAUGCGAAAGCUGCGCGGCGCUGCCACUGGAGGCAACAGCAGCAGCGGCAGCAACUCCACAAGUAAUGGCAGCAGACCCCCCGCUGACUCGAGCCAAACCCCAGCCAAUGGACGGGCUGCUGGCGAGGAAGCCCUGGUGGAUGCCCGCAUCCAAAUGAGUCUGGGAACCCUCAAGAAACUCUUCAAUGAGUACACCCAUCCCCGAGAGCCGCUUAGCGAACAGGAACGCGAUGAGAAGCUCUACCAAAUGCUGCCACUAUUCUGCAAGGUGUUCAGCAGCUGUCCGGCGAAUGAAAUGAGCGAAAAGUUUUGGGAUGUGGUGGCCUUCUGCCAGCAGGUGUCACGUCUCAUGGUCAGCGAGAUACGCAAGCGGGCAUCCAACCAGAGCACCGAGGCUGCCUCCAUAGCCAUUGUCAAGUUUCUGGAGGUGGAGACAACGGAGGAGACAAGCAGCGGAUGGAUGCUGUUGGCCACCCUGAAUCUGUUGGCCAAUGGAGAUGUCUCUUUGAUACAGGUGAUGACAGCCGCUUCGGUACCCUCAACGCUGGUCAAGUGCCUGUACCUCUUCUUCGAUCUACCCAUUGUGGAGGACGAUGAGCCCGCAGAAGAUGGUUCGGCCAUCAGUGAUUUCAAUGCCCACGAAAGACGCACCCUACUGCAGAAGGUCUUUGUGCAGCUGCUGGUGAAACUCUGUUCGUAUCCCUAUCCCGCCGAAGAACUAGCAAGAAUGGAUGAUCUAACGCUGCUGUUUUCGGCCAUCACAUCGCCCUGCCCCUGCCACAAUAUUGUGUGGCGUAAGAACGCCGCCGAAAUACUGACAACCAUAUCGAGGCAUGGUCUAACAGAUGCGGUUGUUAGCUAUAUACAUUCCAAAGGUUGCAUGGCCUUGUGUGUGGAUAAUAUGCAACGUUUGACAUUUGGCAAUCCUUUGGAAAUUGUGGAAAUGUUUGUCACCGUCUUCUGUUUCCUCAAGGACUCUAGUCAAGUAUCACAGAUACUAAUGGAUGAUUUUCGGGCCUCGCAGGGCUACGUUUUUCUCAGUGAUUUUUUGUUAAAAUUCGACAACAAUCGCAGUCAAUCGUUGGAAAUCCAAGCAGCUAUACGAAACCUGGUACUCAUGAUCUCUUCCCUGUGCAUGUGCGGCUUUUACGAGCUUCGUCCCCCAGCAGCACAAUUCAAUACCGCCUUCAAGCUGCAGAACUUCCAACUGCCACAAUCCACCUCCCGUGAGACGUGCGUGAGGAAUGUGUAUGCCUUUCAGGUGCUUCAAAAUGUCUUUCUCAAAUCCACAACACCUGCUCUCUGCUGCACCAUUUUGGAUGCCAUAUCGAGGGUGUAUCAUUCGGAGAAUGCCAAUUACUUUAUACUGGAACCGGAGCACACUUUGAGCAAUUUUGCGGAUCGGAUACACCAAAAGAGUCCGCAGAUCCAGGAGAAGUUCUUCGAUUUGCUGGAAUUCAUUGUCUUUCAGUUGAAUUUUGUGCCCUGCAAGGAGUUGAUCAGCCUUUCGCUGCUCCUCAAGCACAAUCAGUCGACGUCCUGCAGUAUUCUGUGUCUCAAAACCCUCCUGAAUAUCCUAAGGCACAAUGCAGUUUUCAAGGAUGUCUAUCGGGAGGUUGGGAUACUGGAAAUCCUUGUGAACUGCCUCACACGCUAUGCGGGACACGUGCAGGACAUCACCAAGGGCGAGGAGUCGCUGGUAGUGGAGCUGUCAGCGGAUCAGGAAGAGGAUCUGUCGGACACUCUGGGCAAACAUGUCCUGGAGGCCCUGACCAUGCUUCUGGGGGGCGGAGCCAGCAAUAAUGCUCAAAUCUUUCGAGAAUAUGGCGGCGCCAAAUGCACUCACGAGUUGGUGAAAUUCAAGCACUGCCGCCCGCAGGCGCUGGGGAUCAUUCGUGAGCUGAUACUCUCCGCAGGAGGCGACGAUGAUAUGCUGUAUAUCCUCUCGCUGAUGCACAGCAUCAGUCCGCAUCAGGUGGAGUUCAAGAUACAGAUACUCAACAUGCUGCUGGGCUGCCUCAAGGAUUCGCAUCGCACGCGGACUGUCUUCCGCAAAGUGGGUGGCUUUGUGUAUCUCACGAGCGUUUUUGUUUCCCUCGAUGGGAGCAUGGCGCAGCCCCAGCCGGGCAUACCCCAACAGGAUCUCAUACUCUUGCUGCAAAUUGUCUGCCAAACGCUGGCCACUGCCAUGAGGUUUGAGCCGGCGAAUGCCAAGUUCUUCCAUCAGGAAAUAAGCAGCAGUUCGCUGUGCGACACUUUAAGGCUGCUGGGCUGCUUCGGGGGCGCCUCCACGCUGCAGGAUUUCAAUGGCGGCAGCAGCUACGAGCCACAGCAGACGCUGAUCAAGUAUUAUCAUGAGAUAUUCAGUGGGGAUAUCCUGAGUGUUAGUUUCUCUGAGGAUGUGCCCUAUCCCUUGUCCUAUGUGUGCAUUGUCUUUCGCCUGCUCUACAGCAUUGCUUUGGAUAACUUUGAGGCACCCAAUUUGAGUGGCAUCAUCACGUUGUUCAGCGACCCCCCGGCCCAUUCGCGUUCCCCCAGCAAGGAGCUGGCCCCGCCUGUACAUCCCAGCCAACUGAAUCUCACACAGCCCAUGCCAGAGCCCAGGAUUGUGCAUCCCGGAGUGGUCUUGUGUAUGCUACAACUCCUGCCCGCUGUGCAGCUGGAGGUGGCGCCUCUGGAGGCCGUACAGCUGCAAGUCUACUUGAGUGAAAUCAUUAAAUCCCUCGUGAGGAACGAAAGGAAUCAGCAGAUCAUGUGCGAUAAUGGUUUGGCCGAGAAGCUGUUGAAGCUCACAAGGAGAGCCCUGGCUGAGGAGCAGCAUCCUCUGCACGUGCCCAUGCAGUACAUUCUUGAACGUUUGGCCGCUCAGGCGCUGCAGCCCACCGAACUGCGACAGUUUCUGCGCCUUGGGGAACCCCUCUCCUGUGCGGACAUUGAUCUCCAGCAGCCGUACCGCCUCGGGGGACCCGUGCCCCUCACGCGCAUAAAGACACUGGUGUCCAUGACGACCCCGCGGGAUUUCCGUGCCCAUGGCUCGAGCACUCUGCCACCCUUCGUGGAGCUGGACAUGUCUGCCGAGGGCUUUGGCUGCCUUUAUCUGCCAUCACUGGCUCCCCAGGCGACAGCCACAGCUGGAGGCACCAUCGACGCGAAUACCAUUGGCGGGAUUGGCGCUGGGGAUCGCAUUUUUCCACCGCAAACGGGUCUCACGUAUUCCACGUGGUUUUGUGUGGAAAAGUUCUCGGAUCCCAAGACGGAUCCCCAUUGUGUGAGGCUUCUCACCUUAGUGCGCACCAUCCACAAUCCUCGAGAGGAGAAUCUGGCUUGUCUUUCCAUUCUUUUGUCCGCCAGGGACAAGGCCAUUGUGGUGUCCACCCAAGAGACACUGGUCACACCCAGAAAAAGCAUUGGCGAUUGGGAGCCAGAGGGAUCUGAUGAUGGCAUUGCACGCAUUUGGUGCCCCGAUCUCCUGCACGAGGGCCAGUGGCAUAAUCUCGUUGUGGUGCUCAACCGCGCGGUGCUAAAGAACUCCAGUCUGUCGCUGUAUCUCGACGGCGUCCCGAUGCACACGCAAAAGCUCCACUACAUUGCCCAACAUCCGGGGGCCACCACUGCGAAUCUGACAUCUGCCACGCAGAUCUUUGGCUACAUAGGAACCCCACCCAUUUGGCGAAGGUAUUCCCGUCUGUGCUGGAAGCAAGGCGUCUGCCACUUGCUGGAGGAUGUCCUGCCGCAACAGACAGUGCAGACUAUCUACCAGCUGGGACCACACUACAUGGGCUCGCUGCAGGCUCCACAGCUGGGCAAACAGUCCGAGGCAGUGGCUCCUUUGGUGCCCGAAGAUCGUGUGCUCUUGGGACUCAAUGCCAAGGCCGUGUCCAAGCUGACGCUCGUGAAGAUACGCAAGGUCUACAGUCGAGCGGAUAAUAAGAGCAUUGCCAAGCAAUUGAAUAUGAAUUCUCAUGAGAAUGCCACGCCCAUCAAGAUCCUUCAUAAUUCUGCGGGACAUUUGGCUGGCGCUGGUCGCUCUCUGGGCGGCGUGGUCGUCGGUUACCUCGGCGUGCGCGUCUUCAGUCCACAUCCUGUCUCUGCCAUGAUUGACACUGUGGGGGGAUGCAAUGUCCUGCUCGGAAUCAUAGCCAUGGCCCAGGAUGUGGAGUCGUUGUACGCGGGCGUCAAGGCCCUGACCUGUGUGGUGCGCAGCAAUCGUGCCGCUCAAGCGGAAAUGGAUCGCAAGAGAUGCUAUCAGACCUUGGGGAUGUUCUUCAAGAAGAAGAAACAUCUCCUAAACAGUCACAUUCUCCAUCUAACGUUUGGCCUAGUGGGUACCGUCAACAGUGGCCAGGAUAUGUCUGCCAUUCCGAAUGUGACGGCAUUCCAGGAUCUGCUGUGCGACCUGGAGAUCUGGCAUAAUGCACCCAACGGCCUGCUGCGCUCUCUCCUGGAGCACUUGCUGGAACUAGUGGUAGAAUCCAAUGAAAAAAAGCAAAAUGUUAAGAUCAUGAGGGAUCUCCAGUUGCUGGUGAAGCUCCUGCACAUCAUCACGCACAUUCAGGAUCAUUCGACGCGUGAGAUCCUGUUCAAUCUCCUGGAAACUCUCCUCGGAGGCCAGCCCCGACACACGGAUCUCCUGCUCUACGGACAGUAUGUGGCCGCCAAGCUGCCACGCGCUCAAGAUGGCGCCCUCGAACGGGCGGUGCUCCUGCCCAGCAUCAAGAACUUGGGCGAAGAUCCCGAUGGCGGUGUGGCACAGAAUAUUUACCUCCGGAAUCGCUGUCUUUCGCUGCUCCAUGGCCUGUUGUUUACCCCCCGAAGCACAGUGAACUAUGUGAUCUGCGAUGACAUCUCCAAGACCCUGGGAAUGGAUUGGUUGCUGCUGUUCAUGCAGCCGCAUGUCCACUUCACGACUGUGAUCAUAGCCGUGCGCAUACUCGUUGUGGUCUGUGCAAAUGAGAGCUUUCUCGUGCGGUUUCGCGAUGCCACCCACAAUGGGGGCUAUCUGCGCUUCACGGAAAUGGUUUCCCAGCGCAAAAUGAUGGGUUUGGGUGCCCAGCAGCUGAAUCAACGGCCCAGCAAUGGCACGGGCACAGUCAUCGUGGCCACGCCACAGAAUACCAUUCAACAUUUGCCCACCCAAAUAGCAGGAGAAGUCCGUCCGGCGGCUUUGAAUAUACCAGGUUUCCAAUUGCUUGAAUGGCUCAUGCAGCAUCAUCUGGAUGUGCCAGAGCUCUAUUUUCUGGUCACUGCUCUGAUCAUGGGACAGCCUGUAAAGGUGUUGGCCACGGAACACACAAAAUUCGACUUGGAUCGCGUGUGGUCGUUCCUUUGGGGCGCCCCAGUGGCUGCCAGCACACAGCUCCCAAAGCUCAGUGUGUGCCCUGAAGGCGUAUGCGUGCUCCUGGCCAUGGUCCGGGCAAUAGUCCACGGCGGAGAGUGUGCCACAUGGCUGCACAGCCACCCGGAGACCAUCAUCCAGCUGCUGUUUAGUCUGUACCAGAAUCUCAGUGAUUUUACGCCCGUGAUGAUGGCAGGAGAUGUCGUCACAUCCCUAGUGGCAGUGCUCUUCCCUCAAGUCUCCCGAGCCGCGGAUUCGGAGCCAAAUAGUGGUGCCUCCACGCCCACAGAUGGCACUGGCAGCAGUUUCGUCCUGCCACCGCCCGAAACGUUGCAUGCAGCAGCUGUUCAGCCAAAGAUCACAUCCCAUCCUGUGUGCAAAUGCAUCAUUGAUUUCCUUCGCGUGAUUGUCGUGGAUUCGUUGGGUCUCAAUAUGCAUGGAAAGGCCACACCCGUGAUAGAUCUCGUGCUUGAUGCCGCCCCAGACACCGCAGAUAUGGCGCUGCAGGUGCAAUACCAAACGCUGAUUAUCAUUGCCUUGAUGGAUCAUCUUUUGGCAGCGGAUGUCCUCGUGGGCGAGCAGGCGGCACUGCCCCUGGUGCCCAUACUCCAGAGCCAGAUGCAGCACAUUGCGCCGAAUGUCUUCUAUUUGACGGCACGGAUUGUGGAUAAACUGUGGCAGGGCUGUCUGGCGAGGAAUCCUCAUGAUAUCUUUGAUUUCGUCAUCAAAUUGAUAGCCCAGGCGAAGCGCAGAUCCUCUUCGUUGUCCCUAGAGCACCUGCAUCACUCGUUGAAUCGGAGUAUUCUGUUUCUUCUCUCCCGUCCCACCGAUGAUUCCCGUGCGGAUCAGAUGAGCGUCUUGGAGGCCCUGCACAAGAUCAUCCAACACCGCCUCCUGAUCUUUGGUGCUGGAAAUCACGAACUGGAGUUCAUUGGCUGCUUGACCUACUGCCUCCUGCAGCUGACGGCGGAUAUGAAGAUCAUUCUGGAGCCAUCGACGAGCAGGAACACCACAUGGCAUGUGAAUCCCCAAACGGAGACCGUGGAACCCAAAGAUGAGGAUCUGAACCAACUUCAAGGUCGCAAUCUCGUUGUGGGCGCCGCCUUUCGUGUCUGGGAGGAGCUGUACGUCUGCAAGAAGCCCGCCAUCGAAGAGGUUUUCAAGAUCUCCCUGACGCCCCCUCCCGCCAACUCGAAGGCCCCCGACAUGCAGACCACACGCGAACAGGUCAUGGAGCUGGCCUCCAAACUGUGGUUCAACUAUGUGGAAGCGGAACGCAAGGCUUCCUAUCGCGUGCCCUGGGAGCUGCACAAUCAAAUCCAGUCAAAGAUCCAGAAGGUCACCGGUGGUCUGACGCGCCUCGCCAGCCGCACAAAGGUCAAAAAAGACGAGCUAGUGCGCACAAAGUCGAAUAUGAGUCGCGAGGCAGCCUACGAAUCCACAGGGAUCCAUGUGCAGUUGAUCAAGGAUCUGCUGGACCUGCGCUCGAAGCAGUACCAGCAGAUGCUGCAGCACACCCAACGGUAUGUCUACCAGGAUUGGGUGCACUCGGAGACGGAGCUCACGAGGGAGCGUGGCCUGUGGGGUCCCGCCGGGACCUGUACCCUCGACAAAUGGAUAAUGGACACCACCGAAGGACCCCACCGCAUGCGAAAGAAAACCAUGAGGAAUGAUGUCUUCUAUCUGCACUAUCCCUAUCGCCCAGAGCUGGAACUGGCCGACAAUCGUCAGCUCAAAUACAAAGUGGCCUCCAGCUUUGACAGCAAAACGUAUUUCCAGCACGGACAGCAGCAGCCACGCAUUCUAGCCGAGGCAGAGCACACCUCCAUGCAGCAGCAGGCAUCACUGGAGUCGGUGCAUGCUGCACCGCAUCGCCUGGAGGCCAGCAGUUCCACCUCAACGCCGCCACCUCCUGUCUCUCCCAAGCUAAUGGGAGUCCAUGGAUCGGCUCCUUACCCUCAAGAAUCGAUUGAUGGCACUGCCCCGGAGGAUGAUGAAGAGGAGGAGGACACUUCCAUGACCAGCGACAACGAAACGUUCCUGCGGCUACUCGAAGAACAGGAGAAGAUUAGCUUUAUGUUUCGCUGUGCCAGGAUUCAGGGUUUGGACACCUUCGAGGGUCUGCUGCUGUUUGGCAAGGAGCACUGCUAUAUUGUUGACGGUUUCACUUUGCUCAAGAAUCGAGAGAUACGCGACAUUGACACGUUGCCUACGGGGGCCUAUGAGCCCAUUAUUCCCAAUUCUGGCGGCACCACCUCCACCACAUCGCGUGCUGUAAGCCAGAAACUGCGACAAUGCUCUAAGUUUGCCUACGAGGAGAUACGAGAAGUGCACAAGCGGCGGUACCUCCUGCAACCCAUUGCCCUGGAGAUCUUUUCCGAAGACGGACGCAAUUACCUCCUGAGUUUCCCCCGAAAGGUCAGGAAUAAAGUGAACCAAAGAUUCCUGGCCCUGGCCACGGCCCUGAAUGACAAUGCGCAACAAUCGGUGGCUGGACAGAAGCGCACGGCCAGUGUGGAGCAAACCUCAGGGAUCUUCAGUGGCCUGAUAGGCGAAACAUCCGUGACCCAACGCUGGGUGCGCGGGGAGAUCUCCAAUUUCCAAUAUCUUAUGCAUUUGAACACCCUGGCGGGCAGGAGCUACAACGAUCUGAUGCAGUAUCCCGUAUUUCCCUGGAUCCUCGCCGACUACGACUCGGAGGAACUGGAUCUCACUUCGGCCAAGACAUUCCGUGAUUUCUCGCGACCCAUGGGCGCUCAGGCAGACGAGCGCUUGGAGCAGUUCCAAAAGCGCUUCAAGGAGUGGGACGAUCCACAUGGGGAGACCCCGCCCUACCAUUAUGGCACCCACUAUUCCUCAGCGAUGAUUGUUUGCUCGUAUCUGGUGCGCUUGGAGCCGUUUGCCCAACCAUUCCUGAAGCUCCAAGGCGGACAUUUCGAUCUGGCGGAUCGCAUGUUCCACAGCAUAAAGGAGGCUUGGCUGUCGGCCUCCAAACUGAAUAUGGCGGAUGUUAAAGAACUCAUUCCAGAGUUCUUUUAUCUGCCAGAGUUCCUGAGCAACUUUAACAACUUUGACUUGGGCACUAAGCAGAAUGGAGAGACUUUAAAUCAUGUCAUUUUGCCACCAUGGGCCAAGCAGGAUCCACGGGAGUUUAUACGCCUGCACAGGAGUGCCUUGGAGUGUGAUUAUGUCAGCCAACACUUGCAUUUGUGGAUUGACUUGAUUUUUGGCUGCAAACAGCAGGGUCCCUCUGCGGUAGAUGCCGUAAACGUCUUUCAUCAUCUGUUUUACGAAGGAAAUGUGGAUAUAUACAACAUCGAUGAUCCCUUGAAAAAGAACGCCACCAUUGGAUUCAUUAAUAACUUUGGACAAAUCCCCAAGCAACUGUUCAAAAAGGCCCAUCCUGCCAAGAAAAUGGGCAGCUCUCGGCACUCGGCCCUGAUUGAUCCCACAGCCUUGAUUCAGGGCAAUAGCACAGUCCUUCAAACGGAUCGUUUGUUCUUCCACAAUCUGGAUAAUCUAAAGCCAAGUCUGCAGCCCAUCAAGGAGCUCAAGGGUCCGGUGGGACAGAUCCUGCAGCCCGACAAGACCGUGUUUGCUGUGGAGCAAAAUAAAGUGAUGAUGCCGCCAUCGUACACGAAAUAUAUAGCCUGGGGCUUUGCCGAUCACUCGCUGCGCGUGGGACUCUACGACACGGAUCGGGCAUCGUUUGUAUCGGAGGCAGCCGCACAGAACUCUGGGGAGAUCCUCACCUGCGCGUGUCCCAAUGCCAAGAUGAUUGUCACCGCUGGCACUAGUUCUGUUGUGACCAUCUGGAAAUUCGAUGCGAAUCGUAAGAGUCUCAGUGUGAAGCAUUCGCUGCAUGGCCACACGGAUGCGGUGACAUGUCUGGCCGCCAGUGCGGCCUACAAUGUGAUUGUCUCUGGCUCUAGAGAUGGCACCGCCAUCGUUUGGGACAUGUCCAGGUUCACUUUUGUGCGGCAGUUGCGUGGUCAUGCCGGUGUUGUGGCUGCCGUUUCGAUCAAUGAACUGACGGGCGACAUUGCCACAUGCUCUGCCACUUGGUUGCAUGUUUGGUCCAUCAAUGGUGAUGCCUUGGCCAUGGUCAAUACCUGUGUGGGCAGUGCGGAUCGCAUGCAGCAGAUUCUGUGUGUGGCAUUCUCCCAAAUCAGGGAAUGGGAUCAACAGAAUGUCGUGAUGACUGGCUCUACCGAUGGUGUUGUGAGGAUGUGGUCCCUGGAGCACACUCAGGUCCCCAUUGACCGCAAACUCAAACGUGGGGUGGAGGUCUCCUCCCAGGACAAACCCGACACUGCUUCUGCGGAGAAAAUGAACAUUUUCAAGCAAAUUAAAAGCCUCUCACAGCCAGAAGAAGAAGCAGAUAUUGUUAAGUCUGCCUCGGAGAGCAGCAUUUCGGAGGCCUCAGAGCACAGCAAAGCCGAGUCCCUUAAAUUUGAAGAGAGAGCUGAAGAAGAAUUACUCAAAUCCAAAGAGAAAGCACAGGAAGAAUCACCAGUCGAACGCAGAAAAAGUUCCAUCACGGGAGCCAAGUCGCUGCAUGAAAUGAAAUCGGCCACUGUAGAAGCCCCCGGCUGUAGCACGGACUUCAAAGGAAAUGAAGAAGAUGCCCAUGCCAUUAGGCCAAGCAAAUCAGACACCAGUCUGACAGAUGGUUUCGUUUUGAUAGACAAUGACAGACAAAGAGGCGAUCAGGCCUUAAGAAAGGGCUUCAAAUGGCAACGUCAAUUAAUGUUUCGCUCAAAGUUAACCAUGCAUACGGCAUAUGAUCGCAAGGAUAAUGCAGAGCCAGCCAGCAUUACAGCCUUGACAGUAUCCAAAGAUCAUAAGAUCUUGUAUGUUGGUGAUGCUCGAGGUCGCAUAUUUUCAUGGAGCGUCACGGAACAGCCUGGUCGAGGCGUGGCCGAUCAUUGGCUCAAGGAUGAGGGCGCCGAUCAGUGUGUCAAGUGUCAUGUGAAAUUCACUCUGUAUGAGCGCAAACAUCAUUGUCGUAAUUGUGGUCAGGUUUUCUGCAAUAAAUGCAGUCGCUUCGAGUCGGAGAUCUCACGUUUGAGGAUCAUCAAGCCUGUGAGGGUGUGCCAGGCGUGCUUUAGUCAGCUCCGCUCCAAUUCGUUGGAUAAUUAAUGUGGAGAAGUGUGCAUCCAAUUCGUUUGUGGAAACAGAGUCCAUUCGAAGCAAAGUGUACCUAUACAGGAUUUACAAAGAUAAUUUACUUUAUAAUAUUCAGGCGUAUAACAAUUUAAAGGACGUUGAAGGGGCAUUCAU
Drosophila persimilis is the source of this 10712-nucleotide messenger RNA. RefSeq names its product WD repeat and FYVE domain-containing protein 3 (gene bchs). Bases 87 to 10571 code for a protein of 3494 amino acids. Gene Ontology annotation, molecular function: metal ion binding; protein binding. Lineage: Eukaryota; Metazoa; Arthropoda; Insecta; Diptera; Drosophilidae. The transcript is spliced from 18 exons. The record is from RefSeq and is a predicted model, not a curated record.